This is a messenger RNA of Ilex paraguariensis (yerba mate), 3253 nucleotides long. Lineage: Eukaryota; Viridiplantae; Streptophyta; Magnoliopsida; Aquifoliales; Aquifoliaceae. The record is from the annotation of a GenBank genome assembly.
AUGCCAGAGACAAAUCGCCAAGGUUCGAUUUACGGGACAGGGACGAUGAGCAUACAACAACAAAGGCAAGGCCAGAUCGAUGAUGAAGACGACGACGACGUUGGGGGUGGUGGAGGAGGAGGAGAGUCCAUGGAUGGCUCUCAGAUCCGAUAUGAACAUCACCACUCUCAUGUGAUCCAAAACGGUGGCGUCGGUGGAGCAAUGGAAGCCGGUAUGAAUGCCGUAGACGGUGUUGGGCACCAUGCUUUGUAUGUUCCAAGUACUGAAGUUCCUCCGCCAGCAGGUGGAGGUGGUGCUGAUCAGCUAACGCUGUCGUUUCAGGGCGAAGUGUAUGUGUUCGACUCCGUUUCGCCAGAAAAGGUGCAGGCAGUGUUGUUACUCCUUGGUGGAUAUGAAGUCCCCACAGGCAUUCCUACUGUUGGGAUGGCACCCCAGAAUCAUAGGGGCCAGGGUGACUUUCCUGUACGGUCUAGUCAACCACAAAGGGCUGCUUCUUUGAAUCGAUUUAGGGAGAAGAGAAAAGAGAGAUGUUUUGAUAAGAAAAUCCGUUACAAUGUUAGGAAGGAAGUUGCUCUCAGGAUGCAGCGUAAGAAGGGUCAGUUUACAUCUUCCAAGGCAUUUUCUGAGGAAGUGGGUUCAUGUUCUUCGGAUUGGAAUGCCAGUUCUGGCCAUGGGGAACAGGAAACUUUAUGUAGACACUGUGGAAUUAGCUCAAAGUCCACUCCAAUGAUGCGUCGUGGACCAGAUGGCCCAAGGACACUGUGCAAUGCAUGCGGACUCAAGUGGGCCAACAAGGUCUGUGCCUUGAUGAAGGAUUACCUAAUUCAUUUUAGAUUUUCUUCUGUGCCUCUGGAAUCCCAUUUGUGUGAUGCAUAGUGGGGUCGCUUUACUUUUCUGGUUAUUUCCUUAAGUUUGCUAUUGCAAAGCAUCCUUGAAGAUAAUAUUUGAGGUGUUCAUAGAAGUCAUUGAGUGUAUCUAAACCUGUAUUUGAUGGGGCGAGGGAUAAGACAUCUUUGGGUUGAAGAUUUAUUUUAUUUCCCUAUUUUUGGAGUUUUAAUGUACCUAUUUUGAUUUCACGUAAUUGGUGAAUGGGAUGGUUAUGUUUUGGGAAUUGAAAAAUUAUUGAAAGGAUUCGAAUUCACUCUCCCUCUCUGUCUCUGUUUCUUAUCUUUUUUGGUUUCUUCUUUCUUCUUUCAUCUUUUUCUUUUAUUCCUUCCUUAUGCUCUCUCUCUCUCUCUCUCUCUCACACACACACACACACACAUUUAAGUUUUGUAAAAGGUGAGUGUUUUCCUGUUGUAUAGGAACUUUAAAUCGUUUUGCGUCAUAUCGCUGAUCUAUUAUUUGCAUGUAUUUGUUGUUUACGUGUAUUGCUAAUCCUAAUCCCAUUAUAAUGUGAGAAACAUGAAGAAGUUGGUUAGAGGUGUUCACAUUUAAAUUAUUUCUAUUCACUUGUUAGCUGAGUGAGACCAGUAAGGCAAUGACUUUUCUAAUUUACUAGGUCGUCUGUUUCUGUGUUUUGUUCGUUCUCUAGGAGGAAUGACAUUUACCAUUUAACCUUUCUGAAUGAUAGGGAGCCUUAGGUUAGGACUUUUCUAAGAAUAAUGAAUCAUUGUUUUAACUUUGAAGGAGGAAUAUUAUAAGUGUCCAGGCUUGCAUAUGUUGAAGUAUAAAUAGUUAUGUAAUUUCCUCUCUAACAGCUUGAACUUUAGAAUAAAUGGUGAUUUAACAUAGUAUCAGAGUUGGACCAUAGCUAGUUGGUGGGCUAAGUUUCUCACCCAAUUGGAGCAGAUAGUCUUCAGUUGAACAUGUCAGAGUAAAGGUCUACAAUCAAAAACUGGUGCGAAGGAUCUUGAAUGAAUUUUCUGUCAAUCUCAUUGAGUAGAGAAACCCUUGGAAGGGUAAACUUUUCCUUAAGCAAGCCUACCACCCGAGACUCUUGGGUGUGGCAUGAUGGAAAUUGGAGUCUUUGUUUCUAGAAUAACUCAGUGAGCCAUGGUAAUGGCUAACAGAUUUCAUUUUGACCCUGGAAGGGAUUAGCCCUUAUUAUAAGGAAUUCAUCUCCUGAAUAUUCAAUCUAUAAUGUAGGACGUGAUAGUGAUUAGAAAUGGAAUCAAGAAUUGAAAAUACAUUUGAUAAAUCUAGAUCUGUUUAAAUUAGGCAUUUAUAGUUAAUGGGAAAAGAAGUAUGAGUAGUUUUUUUGGGUAUGUGAAAGAUGAGUAGUUAUUACUUAGAGAAAAUACAUAAAAUUUUCAAGUAUAAAAAGAUUUUUUAAAAUUUUAUGUCAGGCACUAGUUCUUAAUCAAUUAAACGAAACAUUCACAAAUUAAACAACAUGAACGCAUUAAUGUGACUGUCAAAGAAGAAAUGACCAAAUGAACAAAGAAAUAAGUUAAAAAACAAUGGAACAAAAUCAACUAAACAUGGAUUACAGCUCAAAGAUGUACGUCAAAUCAAACCCAGACACGAACUGUUUUCUUACUCUAAGCAAUAGGAGUCAUGCAAAAGAUUUGUUAAGCACGCCUUGGAUUUGAGAUUCACUUCUUCUGGAUUUACCAAAUGGGCUUUAACCCAUGAUUUGAUUUGAUAUGUUGUGGAUAUGCUUGAGCAACUGGUUAAUCUUUGUUCGAGACUUGUUUUCUUAUUUCUUGGAAAGUGAGAAUAGGGGAGGUUAAAGGAUGAAGUCUGGAUCCCAUCAUAAGGAGAUCCUAGAAAUCACUCCAAAGAGAGGGGGAGAGAGAGAGAGAGAGAGAGGAGCAGUCAUAUUAUGUGUUGGGACCAGCCUGAUUAAUGGUUUUGGAACUCGUAAACAAUUUAGGCUUUGGCUGCAAGGCCUCUACAAUAUAGGACUUAGUUUUUCACCCUUUCUGAACCUUCCCCCUCUUGUUCUCUUUCCUCCUUGGAUCUUCUUGUCCUCUUGCUUGCUUUUUCAGCUUAUUGAAGAUUUUAAUUUCCUAUUAAAACAACGUAAGUUUUGUUUUAUUUCUAUUUGUAUAUCGUACCAAUUUUGUAAUAGCCAGGCCACUUAGGGUGCUUGGCAAUCUCAAGGAAGGCCAGGCACCAAUUGUUUUUUCUGUUUCCAAUUUUUGCCCAUUGGACCUGUUGAACUACAAAAAGACAUGGACAUGCACAUAUGCACUCUUACCUGGAAAAAUAAUCAACGAUUGAGAUUUGAGAAGCACAAGGUUACUAAACAGUAUACAGUGGACUAAAAUGGUGCCUAGUGCCUGUGACCAUGAUUUUUAUUUCCCAA